Messenger RNA from Prorocentrum cordatum, 3401 nucleotides. The record is from the annotation of a GenBank genome assembly. NCBI's taxonomy places the organism in Eukaryota, Dinophyceae, Prorocentrales, Prorocentraceae.
GCCGACCCGAGAAAUCCGCGCGGGCCUCCGGGAGUGGUGUGCAGCUUGGUUCUCUGGUGCCGGGCCUCGCCUCCGGCUGCUCGCGGCCAUGGCCCUCUCCCGGAUGAUGCGCGUUCCGUCCUCGCUCGCCCGCGCGGGCGCGCCCGCGCCGCGCUCGGUGGCGCGCCGGGGCUUCUUAGGCGCAUCUGCGCCCCGCCUGCAGGCGAAGGGUGACGUGAUCGGGAUCGACCUGGGCACCACGAACUCUUGCGUGGCCAUCAUGGAGGGCAGCACCCCCAAAGUCAUCGAGAAUAGCGAGGGCAUGCGCACCACGCCGUCGAUGGUGGGCUUCUCCUCCGACGGCCAGCGGCUGGUCGGCAUCCCGGCGAAGCGCCAGGCGGUCACCAACCCAGAGAACACGGUGUUCGCCGCCAAGCGAUUGAUCGGCCGAGCUUUUGACGACGAGGCUGCGAAACAGAACAUUGCACCGUCGCGGCAGAAGACCGCGGCGGCGCAACUCAGGGAUAGGGAAGCAGUUAGCACAUGCGGGAGACGGCAGACCGUACAUGCGGGAGACGGCAGAGCGCAUGGGAAGACCACACGGGAGAUCACACGGGAGACCGCACAGCAGACCACACGGGAGAUCUUACGGGAGACCAUUUUGGAGACCGUGCGGGAGACCACGGGCCACGGACCAUGGAUUCCGCAUCCGGACUGGUUCACACGUGCGGUGAAGCGCUAUCUGAAACCAUUCCAUCACAAGAAGGCAAGGAAGCGCAAACAUUCGAAAGUCCGUGCGGAGAUCUCGGAUUGGCAUCGGGCCGCUUCUGGCGGCGCCUCCGGUGCCGUGCCUGGCUCGCUCUGCGCUGCAGGGAAGUGUGUCCGGGGCCGGUCUGUGAAGUCCGUGCGGUAGUGUGUCAGUGUAUGUUUCUGGUUUCUUUCUUUCGCUGGGAGGCUACGAAGAAGGACAUGAAGCACCUCCCGUACAAGGUGGUCAAGGCGCCUUCCACUAACGACGCUUGGAUCGAGGCGCAGGGUGAGAAGUACUCUCCCAGCCAGAUCGGUGCAUUUGUGCUCGGAAAGAUGAAGGAGACUGCUGAGGGCUAUCUGGGGCGCAACGUGGCACAAGCAGUGGUCACUGUACCUGCGUAUUUCAACGACGCCCAGAGGCAAGCCACGAAGGACGCUGGCAAGAUCUCUGGCCUGGACGUGCUCAGAAUCAUCAACGAGCCCACAGCCGCAGCGCUGGCUUUUGGCAUGGAGAAGAAGGACGGGCAGAUCUUGGCCGUCUACGAUCUGGGCGGUGGAACUUUCGACAUCUCUGUCCUGGAGAUAUCUGGCGGCGUCUUCGAGGUGAAGGCCACCAAUGGGGACACAUCCCUGGGGGGCGAGGACUUCGACAAUGCCAUCCUGCAGUACCUUGUCGGUGAGUUCAAGAAGUCCCAGGGUAUCGACCUGUCGAGUGAUAAACUAGCCCUGCAGCGCCUGCGCGAGGCGGCCGAGACCGCCAAGAUAGAACUCUCCAGCAAGGUCCAGACUGACAUUAACCUGCCGUUCAUCACUGCUGACCAGACGGGUCCGAAACAUUUGAAUUCAAAAGAUGACAAGGUCAAAGUUGGAGAGCAUCGUUGAUAAUUUUUUGAUGAGGACGAAGGGCCCUUGCGAGGCAGCAAACAAGGACGCAGGCGUGAAGCCUAGCGAGAUCGACGAGGUGCUGCUUGUCGGUGGGAUGACGCGCAUGCCGAAGGUCACUGAAAUCGUGAGAUCCGUUUACAAUAAGGAUCCCUGCAAGGGUGUAAACCCAGACGAGGCUGUCGCGAUGGGAGCUGCCAUCCAGGCCGGUGUGUUGAGGGGAGACGUGAAGGAUAUUCUCUUGCUUGACGUGACGCCGCUUUCCCUCGGCAUUGAGACACUCGGAGGUGUCUUUACGCGACUGAUUUCGCGCAACACCACUAUCCCGACCAAGAAGUCCCAGGUAUUCUCAACUGCGGCCGAUAACCAGACGCAGGUGGGCAUCAAAGUUUUCCAGGGCGAGCGCGAGAUGGCGGCGGACAACAAGAUCCUGGGUCAGUUCGACCUUGUCGGCAUUCCGCCAGCACCCCGUGGCGUGCCGCAGAUCGAGGUCACAUUCGACAUCGACGCGAAUGGCAUCGUCAACGUGAGUGCCGUGGACAAGUCCACCGGCAAGAAGCAGUCCGUCACGCUGCGGUCCAGCGGCGGAUUGUCCGAUGCCGAGGUGGAUCGCAUGGUGCAGGAGGCAGAGUCCAUGCGCGAAGCAGACAGCAGAAAGAAGGAUACCGUCGCAGCCAAGAACGACGCGGAGACACUGGCGUAUCAAGUUGAGAAGCAGCUCUCCGAGUUGAAGGACAAGAUGAGCUCCACGGAUGCCGAGGAGCUGAAGAAGAAGAUGGAGGACUUGCGGGCGUACCUCGCCGAGGACCCGGAUCUGGACGAGCUCAAGGCCAAGACCAAGGACCUCCAGGAGAAGUCUUGGAAGGUCACCCAGGAUGCGUACCAGCAGGCCUCCAGUCAGUCCUCCGAGGGCGAGGGCGAGAAGAAGGAGGAGGAGAAGGAGAAGAAGUGAGCUCCCGCAGAGGCAGCGAGCCGCCUUCUUUUGGACCCUGGGAACCCCGCGCACACUCGCGCUUGCGGGCGCCAGCUUGCGGGACGCCCACGUCCCCAGUUGCCCGCCCCCACGCGCUUUUUGCGCGCCUGCAGGAAGGCAUGUGUCCGAGCGCACGUGCGUCGAGGAAGAAAGAUCGGCGAACGCAGAGACUCUCGGAGGGCCGCGCGGGUUUCUAAGAUCGUCGCCGUCCCCGGCGGCGUUGCCAGCGCCGCCCGUCCAGCGCUUACCCAAGAAAUCCGCGCGGGCCCUCGAGAAGUUGUGUUCAUGCCGUUUGUUCUUUUUCUGACAUCCGACCCGAGACUGGACGCGCGGUUCUCGGAUCACCAGGCCAGGCCUUGCGGGGGGCAGAUCUUGAGAGGCCUUCGUGAGCGUUUUCGGUGGCACUGUGUCGGUGAGCGCAAGCGCCACGCGGCACCUCUGCUGCACUGCUUCGUGGCCCGCACUGUCCUCCGAGCCCCCCCCCUCUCCUUCCCAUCAAACUGGGGAGCGCGCUGGGCCUCCCCGCCCGUUGGUACGAUCGAGGUGGGCAUGUUUGCGAGCAGCGCUAACCCCUGCCCCUUGCUCUUUCCUGCUCUGCUCUCCCAGGGCGGGGUCCGCCCUGCCCUCCCGUCGCCUCUCUCCAGCCUCUGGCCGGGGCCGGCCUGCAGAAGAUAUUUUCGGCCUCUGCCAGAAAGCACCGCCAUGAUCAGAUUCGGCCUUCCUCUUUUCCCUCCAAGGAGGCACCGCACCGCGGGCGGUACCUAUCAAGGCGCUGCCGUAAGAGACGGUCAGACAUCUUGCGAAGGCACAAAAAAAG